AUGUGGGCUGUUGCAAUGAGCUGUGAGGUUAAUGGAGUGCCGCUGUACGCAGCCGACUCUCGAUUAUUUGUGGGAGAUUAUGUGGGUCGUGGAUUAAGUGUGCUGGGUGCGUUUGAAGUUAUUAAUGUAUCUGUUUUAUGUUCCACAGAAGCCCCUUGUGCUACUCCACUGAUCUGCAGCUUCGGCAGGCCCGUCGACCUCGAGAAGGAUGACUACCAGAAAGUCAUAUGCAACAACGAGCACUGUCCUUACAGCACCUGGAUGCAUCUGCAGUGCUUUUAUGAGUGGGAAAGCAGCAUUCUUGUCCAGUUCAACUGCAUUGGCAGAGCGAGGAGUUGGAAUGAAAAGCAGUGUCGCCAAAACAUGUGGACAAAGAAGGGAUACGAUCUUGCUUUUCGCUUUUGUUCCUGUCGAUGUGGGCAGGGUCAUCUAAAGAAGGACACUGACUGGUACCAAGUGAAGCGAAUGCAGGAUGACAAGAAGAAGAAAUCCGUGUUGGAGAAGAGCACGGGAAGGUCUAUGGCGGAGUCAGCAGAGGAGGCCAAAAAGGGCAGGCCAGCCAACAAGCCCCAGAAAGGCUUAAGUCACGACCUCCAGCGAAGGCACUCGAUGGACAGGCAGAACUCCCAGGAGAAGGGAGUCAUCAGCGGGGGCUACGCUGUCCGCUCCCCCUGCGUCUCUCCCGGCCAGUCCCCGCCAACCGGCUACUCUAUUCUCGCCCCCACGCACUUCAGCGGCCCUCGCUCCUCACGAUACUUGGGGGAGUUUUUGAAGAAUGCCAUCCACCUGGAGCCUCACAAGAAGAACAUGGCUGGUGGGGGCGUGUUCAGGAAUGCACAUUUUGAUUAUGGGGCAGCUGGUCUGCAGGCACAUCGGUCAGGACACUUUGAUGCCCCUGUGCAGUUUUUGAGAAGGCUUGAUCUCUCUGAGCUUCUGACGCAUAUACCGAGGCAUAAGUUGAAUACUUUCCAUGUGCGGAUGGAAGAUGAUGCCCAAGUGGGCCAAGGGGAGGACCUUCGGAAGUUUAUUCUUGCUGCUCUUAGUGCCAGCCACAGGAACGUUGUAAACUGUGCGCUCUGCCACAGGGCACUGCCAGUGUUUGAACAGUUUCCGCUGGUGGAUGGAACGCUGUUUCUUAGCCCAUCAAGACACGAUGAAAUUGAAUACGAUGUUCCCUGUCACCUUCAAGGAAGGCUUAUGCAUCUCUAUGCUGUUUGUGUAGACUGCUUAGAAGGGGUUCACAAAAUUAUCUGCAUUAAGUGCAAGUCCCGAUGGGAUGGAAGCUGGCACCAGCUGGGAACUAUGUAUACCUAUGAUAUUCUGGCAGCAUCUCCCUGUUGUCAGGCUCGACUGAACUGUAAACACUGUGGGAAGCCAGUCAUAGAUGUACGGAUUGGCAUGCAGUAUUUCUCAGAAUACAGCAACGUGCAGCAGUGUCCACACUGUGGAAACCUAGACUACCACUUUGUGAAGCCAUUCUCUUCGUUUAAAGUUCUGGAGGCUUAUUGACGAAAGCUUUGCUUUAGUAAUAGCUAUUUUAUGGGUAUUUCAACUUUAUUACAUAUCUUUUUAUAGGAUUCAUUCUGUGAUGAAAUUAAUUUCUUUUCUAACUGAAAGAGCAGCUUCUUUGUCUGUGUACAUAUUAAUAUGUAUAUAUACAUGUUGUUAAAACCAGGAUCCUCCUGACAAGAUCCCUGUGAAGGCUGGAGGCAAGCCAAUUUAAUGGCCUUUGAAUAUAUCCCGAGCGUGGGGUAAAUUUCAGCUAAAAAUGAUUUGGUUUUAUUUUUUGUAUUGUUGUAAUACGGUUUGUAGCAAAGGUGUGGGGAGACAUACAGGACAGAGAAAUAUGUCCGUUGGAAAGUGGUUAAUUUUGUAGGGUGAUGUUCCUCUAGAUUGGUGGAAGUGGGAAAUCCUUGGAAAGCGGUCAUCCUGUUACUGUUGAAUUAACUGAGUCUUUCACAUUGA
Messenger RNA from Tinamus guttatus (white-throated tinamou), 1965 nucleotides. The record is from RefSeq and is a predicted model, not a curated record. NCBI's taxonomy places the organism in Eukaryota, Metazoa, Chordata, Aves, Tinamiformes, Tinamidae.